AAAUUGAGUUUUGCUUUAACCUGCACUAUAAUUACUCCAUGUGAAAAUCAAGUUAUGUGAAUUGAUGCACAAAUCUUGUAAUGGCAGGUGGCAAUUUGUCGAUCUAGCAAGUGAUUCAGUCCAAUGGAUGAAGAGGAAGAGGAUAGGGUUUUACUGAGCGCUUUAGGUGUCACAUCUGCUAAUCCUGAAGACAUCGAACGCGAUAUUUUGGAGAAGGCAAGAAAAAAUGCUGGAGACAAUAAUAAAGAUGCUGGAGGCAGAGAGGAGGAAACUCUGGACAGAACAAAGAACAAUGAAACAUCUUCUAGUAAUGGAAAAGCAGACUUGGUUAGCAAAUUGAGGGCAGUUAAACUUGAAAUAGAUGCUGUCAAAUCUGCUGUGGAACAGUUCGACAACUAUAAGGGAGAUGAGGCUGAUGGCGAGGUCAAAAUAGAAGAGGAAAAUGACGGAGUGGAAAGAAAUGGCAUUCAUUCAUCUCCAAAUGAUUUGAACCUUCAGCAUGCUCUUGCUGCAGACCGUUUAAAAAGCCUGAUAAAAACAAGAGUUCAUCUUGAGAAAGAAAUCUCAGAUUCUGCCGAGAACAGCAAACAGGACAGGUUGAUAAGAGAUCUCAUUAAGGAAGAACCCAAAUCCAAGAGAAGGUUGAAAGGAGUUGAUAAAACAAGCCAUAAUCAAAAUAAACGGCUUAAGAGAGUUUCCUUGGACGAAGAUGAUGAUUUUGAUGCUGUUCUAAAUGCAGCAUCUGCAGGAUUUGUGGAAACUGAAAGAGAUGAGUUGGUUCGAAAAGGAAUUUUUACUCCCUUUCACAAGCUUAAAGGCUAUGAACGUCGUAUUCAAGAACCAGGGUCAUCGAGAAGACACGAUGUAGUGGAAAACAAUGAUCUUGCCUCAUCAAGCAUAGCUAGAGUUUCUCGGUUAAUGUCUGAGGCUUCAAAAGCACGCCCCUCGACCAAGAUGCUUGAUCCCGAAUCAAUACCGAGACUUGAUGCACCCAGCAUCCCUUUUCAACGUCUAAGAAAACCAUUGAAGAUCCCUCGGUCCCUUGAAAUGGAAUCUGCUAAAGACAAAGAUCAAAAGAAGAAGAAGAGAAGGCCUCAACCUGGGAAGAAAUGGAGGAGGUUGGUCUCCCGUGAGGAUGAAGGGCUGGACGAAAGUGAUGGGAAGACCUCCAGUAAUGAAGAUGAUAGCCUUGAAGAUGUAGAGGAUGCAGAUGAAGAAGGGUCUGAUUUCGUGACCCUUGAGGGGGGAUUGAAAAUCCCAGAAACAAUUUUUAGCAAACUAUUUGAGUAUCAGAAGGUUGGUGUACAAUGGUUAUGGGAACUUCAUUGUCAAAGAGCUGGUGGAAUUAUUGGAGAUGAAAUGGGUCUUGGUAAAACUAUACAGAUUUUAGCUUUCCUUGGAUCAUUGCAUUCAAGUGGUAUGUACAAACCAAGCAUCAUUAUCUGUCCAGUUACACUCCUGCGGCAGUGGAAGCGAGAAGCUAAUAAAUGGUACCCGGGCUUUCAUGUGGAGUUAUUACAUGAUUCUGUUCAGGAACCAUCCAGUAGGAAAAAGCGUUCAAAAUCAGAUGACAGUGACUGUGAUAGUGAAGAUUUUACUGACAGUGAUUGUGAAGAAAAACCAUCUUCUAAAAACACCAAGUGGGAUUCUUUGAUAAACCGUGUUUUGAGAUCAGAAUCUGGACUACUAAUAACCACGUAUGAGCAACUCCGCCUGCAGGGUGACAAAUUGCUUGAUAUUGAAUGGGGAUAUGCAGUUUUGGAUGAAGGACAUCGAAUUCGAAAUCCAAAUGCUGAAAUUACUCUCGUCUGCAAACAAUUGCAGACUGUUCAUCGCAUAAUAAUGACUGGUGCGCCAAUUCAGAACAAGCUUUCUGAACUAUGGUCUUUAUUUGAUUUUGUAUUCCCUGGAAAGUUGGGUGUGCUGCCCGUAUUUGAGGCUGAAUUUGCUGUUCCAAUAUCUGUCGGUGGUUAUGCUAAUGCAACUCCUCUACAAGUUUCCACUGCUUACAGAUGUGCUGUCGUCCUACGUGACAUGAUCAUGCCUUACCUCCUUCGUCGAAUGAAGGUCGAUGUAGAUGCUCAGCUUCCAAAGAAGACCGAACAUGUCCUUUUCUGCAGUCUUACUCCAGAGCAGCGAUCUGUGUACCGUGCUUUUCUUGCCAGCUCGGAGGUUGAACAAAUUUUUGAUGGAAGUAGGAACUCUUUAUACGGAAUUGAUGUUAUGCGUAAAAUUUGCAACCACCCUGACCUCCUCGAGAGAGAACACUCUCACGGGAAUCCAGAUUAUGGGAACCUCAAACGCAGUGGGAAAAUGACAGUUGUCGCUGAAGUGCUUAAUGUGUGGAAGGAGCAGGGGCACCGUGUUCUUCUUUUUUCACAAACACAACAGAUGCUUGAUAUUAUGGAGAAUUUUCUGGUUGCUGUUGGCUAUAGUUACAGGAGAAUGGAUGGUCAGACUCCAGUCAAACAAAGAAUGGCUCUCAUAGACGAGUUUAAUAAUUCAGAUGAAGUGUUCAUUUUUAUUUUGACGACCAAGGUUGGUGGACUGGGGACAAACUUAAUUGGUGCUAACAGGGUGAUCAUUUUUGACCCUGACUGGAAUCCCUCAACUGAUAUGCAGGCUCGAGAGCGUGCGUGGCGUAUUGGUCAGAAAAAGGAUGUAACAAUUUAUAGAUUGAUUACCCGUGGAACUAUUGAAGAGAAGGUUUAUCAGAGACAGAUAUAUAAACAUUUCCUUACGGAUAAGAUAUUGAAGAAUCCACAGCAGAGAAGAUUCUUCAAAGCCCGUGAUAUGAAGGACCUUUUCACAUUAAAUGAUGAUGGCCAUGGGGGCUCUACUGAAACAUCUAGUAUUUUCGGUCAGUUAUCUGAUGCAGUUAACGUUGUCGGGGAUCGCAAGGGUAAGCAGGAUGCACCAGAACACGUGAAUCCUAGCACAUCAAGCACCGUUUUUUCUGCAACUGAAACAGAAAGUAUGGACGAGGAAAAAACCAAUAAUACUGAUAACAAGGUGGACGAAGAAACAAACAUUUUGCAGAAUCUCUUUGAUGCCCACGGGAUUCAUAGCGCAGUGAAUCACGACGCAAUCAUGAAUGCUAAUGACGAAGAGAAGAUAAAGCUCGAGGAGCAUGCCUCACAAGUUGCACAAAGAGCCGCAGAAGCUCUGCGUCAGUCAAGAAUGCUCCGCAGCCGAGAAAGCAUCAGCGUUCCAACCUGGACAGGCAAAUCGGGAGCCGCCGGUGCACCGUCAUCCGUGAGAAGGAAAUUCGGCUCCACCAUCAAUCCUCAAUUGGCCGGCACUUCAACUAGUAGUACAAGACAAUCAGACGAGAUUCCAAAUAAUGAUAAUAAUAAUAAUACAAGGCGGCUAAAUGGACUUUCAGCUGGAGCAUCAUCUGGUAAAGCAUUAUCAUCGGCUGAGUUGUUAGCCAGGAUCAAAGGGAACCGACAGAGUGCAGCCAGUGAUGGGCUUGAGCAUCAGUUUGUGUUGGGUGGGCCCUCCUCCAAUGGGGGAGGAGAAGGGUUAUCUUCUUCGGCUGGGCCUUCUAGAAGAACGUCUAGCAGCUCAGGAGGGGUACAACCGGAACUUUUGAUUCGUCAGAUAUGUACGUUUAUUCAGCGAAGAGGUGGAAACACGAGUUCAUCGAGUAUAGUGGAUCACUUUAAAGAUAAGAUACCCUCAAAGGAUUUGCCUUUGUUUAAGAAUCUUCUCAAGGAGAUAGCUACGUUGGAGAAAAACCCGAGCGGAUCCUAUUGGGUUUUGAAGCCGGAAUAUGGAGAUCAAUGACAUUCUAUGAGAUUCUCGCUGAUUAGGAUUCUUGAUUUUUGCUUAACAUAAUAACCACACAGGAUCACACUUUUGAUGUACAUCCCACAUAAUUUUUUAUUUUAAUAUUUUUUUUUGGAUCGAUGUAGGUGCAAGUGUCGAGAAAAGCUACGUUCUUUUGCACGUUGUGUUUAAGCAAUUUCAUUGAGGGGGCUUCUGGUUAAAAAAGGUAUAUAUUUUCCCUUUGGUAUAGUCAAGAGGGGUAAAAAAUAUUACCUCUUCUCCCCAAAGCAGAGGAUCGUUGCCUAUUCUACAUCGCGUUUGGCGAAAUUGCGACUCGACUAGCCACAUUUGUCUCUAAAAGUCGAAAUAGUCACGUUAAAUCGGUAGAAAUAGAGUUCGAUCCUCAUUUCCUGUGUUUGUGAACAUGGUUUUUUUGGCCAUCUCAUUAAUUAUUAAUAACCAGUUCUUCA
Messenger RNA from Erythranthe guttata (spotted monkey flower), 4241 nucleotides. Lineage: Eukaryota; Viridiplantae; Streptophyta; Magnoliopsida; Lamiales; Phrymaceae. The record is from RefSeq and is a predicted model, not a curated record.